Messenger RNA from Trichomycterus rosablanca, 4093 nucleotides. Its product is annotated as vinculin-like. The transcript is spliced from 5 exons. Gene Ontology annotation, cellular component: catenin complex; adherens junction. Gene Ontology annotation, biological process: cell migration; cell-cell adhesion. Gene Ontology annotation, molecular function: actin filament binding; beta-catenin binding. The record is from RefSeq and is a predicted model, not a curated record. Bases 367 to 1092 code for a protein of 241 amino acids. NCBI's taxonomy places the organism in Eukaryota, Metazoa, Chordata, Actinopteri, Siluriformes, Trichomycteridae.
CAAACUUGUGUCCAGAUGAACUGAUUCAACUUUGUGGAUUUGUGUACCUGGAUUAUUGAGCAUGCACCAACAGAUACUCUCACCUGUUUCCAUUUCACGUGCUUAUUGUGUAACUUUUUAAAACAGUGAAACUUCUAUACUUUUACUCUUUUGCCAGUGUCCAACUAUUUUUAAGUGUGUUACAGGCAUGAAGUUGGAACUUUUAUUGAAGUGUAUAAAAUACAACUGUCAUUUAAAAAAAAAAAACACAUCAAAAAUAUUUUCUUUGUAUUUAGUAAACGUUUAGGAGAAUUAAAUGACAGACUCUUGUUUGUAUUGUAUUUUAUAAAAUGGGGUUUGUAUAUAUUAUACUACCUAAAGAAUAUCAUGUUUUUGUUAAAACUGUAUGUUUAUGUAAUGUACGAGCAGGCAUCUCUGGGAAGUCAUGGAGUUACAGGAUCCAGCUCUGUGAAUCCAAUUUUCACUUACACUUCAGUUUUCAUAAAGCAAGAGGCAAAGAGAUGGGAUGUUGAUGGUAACCAUAUUGUCAAGGUAACCAAAGAAAUGGCUGAGAAAAUCCAUCAAAUGACCUUAUAUUUAAAACGAAAAGGGCCAAUUCAGAGUAAAGAUGCUUUUGUAGCAUUGACUAAAGAUUUGAUCAUGAGUAGUCAGACCAUUACCCAGUUUGUUAAAGUUAUAGCUGAUUAUUGCCUGGACAAACACUCAACCAAGGAGAUGUACAUCAUAUCAGAGCAGAUUCUUACUGUUACUAACCAGCUCACCAUUCUUUCCAGUGUUAAUGCAGUGACUCCCAUGUGCAAAUCCUCGGAUGAAAUACUGGUGAAAAAUGCACAAAGUUUGCUUCAGACCGUUAUUCAAGUGAUACAAGCUGUAGAAACUGCUUGUAUAAAGGGCAUAAGACAACCUGAGCACAACUCUGAAGCAGCAAAAGCAGCCUCCCUGUGCAUAGACUGGAAAAAGAAACUGCUUAUUCACAGAGCCCAAGAGCAGAUGAAUACUGAAACUGAUAACCUAGGUCUUCGCAAGACUUCACUGCACCUUGCAGCACCAAGCCUGACAUUACCCAUCAGUGUACUGAAGGGAUAUAAGUAAAGUGAAUGGUAACUGAAGAUGGAAUUGACAGAAGAGAGGAUUGAGGUGAUUCUGAUGUCCAGGGAACGCAGCUGCCGUAUCAUAGCUGCAGACUUCAACAACUGACACCCAGAAAGACCACCAAUUUCACACAGCACUGUUGCAUCCCUCAUAGCCAAAUUCAGAGAAACCGGAACUGUGGACAACAAGCCACGUAGUGGUCGUCCGAAGACCAACGAAGGAACCUCAACAAUGGUUUUGGCAGCCUUUGCGAAAAGUCCACGACGCAGCACGCGAUGUCUCGCAGAAGAGCCAGUCAUCCCUUGUACGGAUUCUUCAUACCAAUAAGUGGCACCCCUUCAAGAUCCAGCUGCAGCAGAAACUAUCAGAGGAUGACCCUGAUAGACGUGUCGAGUUCUGCACCUGGGCGUUAGACCAACAUCAACGGGAUCCCGCAUUCGCACAGAGCAUUCUGUUCAGUGACGAGGCCAAUUUUUAUGUCAGUGGUGAGGUCAACCGCCAGAACGUGAUGUACUGAAGUGACGAAAACCCUCACUGGACGGCAGACACCAAAGUCGUAGGUGAUGUGAAGGUUAUGGUGUGGUGUGGAAUAUGGGGCACCCAUGUAAUCAGACCAAUUUUCAUCGACCAGACCUUAAAUGCUCAGCGCUACCUGACAAUGCUACAGGAAACAGUGUUCUCAUCCAUUCUGACCGAAGAUGGCAUUUUCCCCUGUUAUUUCCAACAGGAUGGGGCUCCACCACACUACGGAGCAGGUGUUCAUAAGUGGCUGGAUAUUCAAUUCCCUGGUCAUUGGAACAAUACAUUGAACAUGUCAAAUAGCUGUGCAUCACAGGGAAUGUUCCCGGUUGUAGUUGCAAAUUUCUGUGUUGAUAACUUUUGAUACACAGAGAUAUUGCAAAUCUGAUUGCGGCAAUCGAUUUCCGAGAAAACUCUGGUCUUCUUUGAUAUGCUACAGUUGUGUUCAAAAAAAUAGCAGUCCAACAUCAUUAACCCGAUAAAUCACUGUUUUUAGUAAAAGUGAUAUUUCUACAUAGCAAAUAAUUUACUUGAAAGUGUAGUAGAGUAAUGAAAACAAAACAAACCCAAAAAUUAGGACAUGCAUGCCACUUAUUCUGAGUAAUCGAAGCAUUGAUUGAAAGGGGUUUGUUCAAAAUAAUAGCAGUGAGGAUUUCAAUUGGUGAAGUCAUUAAUUCAGAAGAACAGGUGUCAAUUUUGGUCCUUAUUUAAUUUAGGAGGGUGGCAAAUGUUGCACAUAGCACAUUUCCUUCUGAAAUACUGGAUAAAAUGGGUUGUUCCAGACAUUGUUCUGAUGAACAGUGUACUUUGAUUAAAAAGUUGCUUGUAGAGGGAAAAGAAUACAGAGAAGUGCAGCAAAUUAUAGGCUGCUCAGCUACAAUGAUCUCAAAUGCCUUGAAGUGAAAACCAAAACCUGAAAGACGCGGAAGGAAGCAUAGAACUACUGUUCAAAAGGAUCGAAGAAUAGCCAAAAUGGCAAAUACUCAGCCAAUGAUCACCUCCAGAAAGAUCAAGGAACAUCUAAAAUUACCAGUGAGUACAGAAGAUGAUUACGUGAAGCCAAUUUACCAGCAAGAACUCCUUGCAAAGUCCCGUUGUUAAGAAAAAGACACGUCCUGAAUGGGUUCAAAUUUGCCAAGGAACAGUGACUGGUCCAAAGAGAAAUGGCUCAACAUUUUGUGGACUGAUGAAAGCAAAAUUGUUCUUUUUGGGUCGAGUGGCCAUAGACAGUAUGUCAGACAACCCCCGAGCACUUAAUUCAAGCCAAAGUACACUGAAGACAAUAAAGCAUGGUGGUACAAAAUUAUGAUAUGGGGAUGUUUUUCAUACCAUGGUGGAAUGUAGUCUAAUCACCCUGGACUGGAAUACCUGUUCAGAGGUGCCAGAAGUUGGUCGCUCUAUGCAACACAGAUCUUGGAAACAAUUGUUAUGCCACUAAAUAUUAGUUCAGUAAUUUAAAGUAAAGUAAAACCUCGAACAUUUUCAGUUUAUAGAUACAUUUUUUGAGUUUUUAAAGAAAAAUGCUGGCACUGCUAUUUUUUUAAACAGCCUAAUAUUCAUUUUUCUUAACUUUCUGUAAAGGAUCAACACAAACUGGCUAAAUUUUGUUAAUGUUUUGAAUUUGAAUUGCAAGUGUAGUAUUUUCAGUGCAUUUGCAUUUAUGGAAAUAAAAGUUAUUAUAAUGAUUUUGUGCUUUAUUCACCGUUUUAAAAUCACUGCUAUUUUUUUGAACACCACUGUACAUGACCACCUUCCCCACUGGAAGAACUUGCCCUUGAUCCAAUAUGGCGGCCAUGUUCCGGACAUAGGCCCCCUCACCCAUUACUUGCUGGGGUAUUCAGAUUUGUCAUUUUCCCUUUCGUUUCUGAAAUAAGUGUCCUGCGACUUUUGCCUCACCCUACAUAUAUAUAUAUAUAUAUAUAUAUAUUAGAGAUGGGACGAUCGGGGUUUUUGGCACCGAUUGCGAUCUCCGACAUGCAAUUUUUAGCGCAAAAUCAGCAGUAAAUAAUAAAGUAACCAAACAAUUAUUUUUUUCACCCACAGGAGACAUAUCUUAUUAGUCUAACUGACCACACACACACACACAGGUUUAAUGUUAUCCAGUUUAGUCUGAAAAAAACUUAAAAAGAGCCUCACAGUGAAAAUAAACCGAAAGCAACAGCGUGUGUGUGUUUCUUUAAAAAAAAACGCUUUGUUCACAGUGUCGCUUUAAAUGAUUCUGAUUCAGGAGUCGAAUGUGACGCGUAAGUUUCUCUCUCCGUUUUUACUGUUAUUAAUAAAUGUCGUGGUUUUAAAUAAACACCAGCUACUACAGAACAUUUUGUGUGACUUUCUUACAUUAAAAAGCUUCAUUAAAAAGCUUAAUUAAACCGCUAUUACCACAGAGCGGUCACCGAGUCAGACUCGUUCCGUCUGUGGAGCUAAAAGUUCUGAUUACCCUAAAAGUUUAGCAGAUGAUCCUGAACUAACGAAUUUGGUAAUG